GGCUCGCGCGGUAUAAAACCAGGGUUCAGCCGCCAGUCAGGUGGAGAAAUUUUGACUUUUCUUCCCGGCUGAUGGUGUGCAGAGCCUGAGAAGACUUGGGUUAUUCAAGCAGCACGCCAAGAAAGCUUUUCCUCAGGUUAACCUCGUGGUUCAGAUCAGCCACCUCGAAACCAUCGAGCAGCUCUGCCUUAACGACCCCACCUGCCUCAAAACAAAGCCAACAUAAAGCCUUCAAAAUGAUGCAGAUCAGCAGCGACUCCGCCAGCAACAAGCACUCCCUCAUCAACGUCAUGCACCGCUUCAUUGCAGCUGCCAACAACAUGGACGAGACCAUCAUGGUGCCGAGCCUGCUGCGAGACGUGCCGCUGGAGGAGCAGGCGGCCAGCGAGACUGAGCCCAACAACAACAACGAACCGCCUUGUCCCAACAAGCAGAGGGACAUGUACGAGCACUACCUGCUCCUCAAGUCCAUAAAGAACGACAUGGAGUGGGGUCUGCUGAAGAGGGAGAUGAGCAGCGGCGCCAGCUUCCUGGAGAUGGCGGUGAAGCAGGAGGAGCAGCAGCCGGUCACCGGGGACCUGCUCUUGGAGGACAACUCGGACCUGGAGCAUCAGUUUCAUUAUCACCUCAGGGGACUGUUUGGAGUUCUGUCCAAGCUCACGCUGCAAGCCGACCACCUCACCAACAGAUACAAGAGAGAAAUCGGAGGCGGAAACUUCAUGAGAUAGAAGUCACUGUUUUGUCUUCUCCCCAUGCUCGCCCCCCCCUCGGACUGCUUGACUUGCACAGUGGGAUGUGUUGAGAAGGGCCCCACCUCUUCUUAAUAGAUCUCAAUGGACAGUGAACUGACCAGGGUAACCACUUUGUGACUUCUCUCACUCCUGAGUAGCAACACUCCAAAUUUUCCCCACCUCUACCAAACGUACCUUAAACCGGUGACACCUGCACUUGUCAACCCCUGCGCUGAAGCAGGCAGGGGGACAUGUUGGUGGAGGUUUAUUGAAUUCAAGUCCAGAUGAAGCACAGCUCUGGUUUAUGCAGAAACUUGCCCUCCCCCUUUUUUCUUUUGUCAUUUCAAGUUUGAAAAUGAAUUUGUCACCAGAUUGUGAAUAAAAGAAGGUUUCUGACUGUAGGAGAAAUUGAAUGCUGGUUAUUCUGUCCCUCCUGUAUAAUAUGAUUUUAAUGCUGAGCUGAAGGGCUCUGACCCGCAGAGGUUUUAAAUCUUUCCACUUGGUAUUACUGUAACAUGGCGUGCCUUGACUUUUUGUAUACACUCAUGCCCUGUUCAGUUACCUCCCCAUUGUCUGAUUGCUUACAUGGUUCAUCAAGAUGUUGAUGAAAUGAUUCAUUUGUCUGUCCUUGGAUAUUUCAAAACCAAUUUUAUAUUGAAGCAGAAAUGCGGUAAAACUGAAAUAAAUAAUUGGAAACUUGA
Messenger RNA from Chelmon rostratus (copperband butterflyfish), 1432 nucleotides. RefSeq names its product MID1 interacting protein 1, like (gene mid1ip1l). The record is from RefSeq and is a predicted model, not a curated record. The coding region runs from base 237 to 728 and encodes 163 amino acids. The transcript has 2 exons. Gene Ontology annotation, biological process: regulation of lipid biosynthetic process. Gene Ontology annotation, cellular component: cytosol. NCBI's taxonomy places the organism in Eukaryota, Metazoa, Chordata, Actinopteri, Chaetodontiformes, Chaetodontidae.